Messenger RNA from Naegleria lovaniensis, 450 nucleotides. RefSeq lists its product as uncharacterized. Lineage: Eukaryota; Heterolobosea; Eutetramitea; Acrasida; Naegleriidae. The record is from RefSeq and is a predicted model, not a curated record. The coding region runs from base 1 to 450 and encodes 149 amino acids. Gene Ontology annotation, molecular function: calcium ion binding. Gene Ontology annotation, cellular component: myosin II complex. The transcript has 2 exons.
AUGGUUGAUAGACUCACCGACGAACAAAUUCAAGAAUACAAGGAGGCCUUCUCCCUCUUCGAUUCUGAUUCAGAUGGUACCAUCGUGACCAAAGAAUUGGGUACCGUCAUGAGAGCUUUGGGUUUAAAUCCUUCUCAAACCGAACUCGAUGAAAUGAUCAAGGAUAUUGACGUUAACAAUACUGGUACUAUUGAUUUCAAGGACUUCCUUGUCCUCAUGCAAAAGAAGAUGACCGAUAACGACUCAGAAGAUGAAAUUAAAGAAGCAUUCAAAGUGUUUGACAGAGAUAACGAUGGAAUAAUUAGUGCUGCUGAAUUGAGACACAUUCUCACAUCUAUGGGUGAAAAGUUUAAUGAAGAUGAGGCUGAGGACUUUAUUAGAGAAGCCGAUACGAACGGUGAUGGUCAAAUUAAAUACGAGGAUUUCUGCCGAAUUAUGAUGUCCAACUAA